Messenger RNA from Sinocyclocheilus anshuiensis, 694 nucleotides. RefSeq lists its product as uncharacterized. Lineage: Eukaryota; Metazoa; Chordata; Actinopteri; Cypriniformes; Cyprinidae. The annotation marks the transcript as partial. The transcript is spliced from 3 exons. The record is from RefSeq and is a predicted model, not a curated record.
GAUAGCUUUGAAUUGUUUUUACCCUUUUACCAGGAGAAGCUGGCAGCACAUGUAAAAGCGGAUUUGGAAAGUCUGAUGAGAUCGUAUGAGGGCCCAGAGGAGCUGGUAGAAAAGCUGAAGUCCCUCACAACAGACUCACUCACUCCUGAAGAACCGUGUUCCAGAGACUCUCCAGGGCCCUUGAGGAGCUCAGACAUCGGCCCGGUGGAGGCUAGCAUUGAAGACCUCAUCUUCAGGACCCCCGAAGAGUCUCUGCUGGAGGUGGACGCCGCGCCUCCCAAUCUGGAGCUCAAACUGGCACAAGAGUACAACUACCACAAAUAUGGCAGUCGUAUAGUGGAUCAGCCGGAUGCCAGCGUUUAUAACCCGCUCCCGCAGCAGCCGGCUAGCAGCAGGUGGGCCGGAGAGGCUUCUUCUGUGAAGUCUUGGACUAAACCCGCCGCUUACCCAAACCCAGACGAGGAGCUCCAUCUGAGGCCUGCUGGCUCAUUUGAGGGAUUGCACAGGCCAGAGUUGGCGAGUCAUCUCUCAGUGCCGUAUUCUGACUACGACAGACUCCAGCAUCCUCACCAUCCGCCGUACAAUCGCAUCAAGUCCUGUCCAGAUAGUGCAUCUCAUGCAGCGGAGUCUUUCAUGCUGGAUUCACAGCCUGGCCUGCGUUUAUCACCUGUCGUAUGUCCUCCAUCUGACUCGG